Rhizoctonia solani is the source of this 2595-nucleotide messenger RNA. RefSeq names its product other/SCY1 protein kinase. Lineage: Eukaryota; Fungi; Basidiomycota; Agaricomycetes; Cantharellales; Ceratobasidiaceae. Gene Ontology annotation, biological process: protein phosphorylation. The transcript is spliced from 17 exons. The record is from RefSeq and is a predicted model, not a curated record. Gene Ontology annotation, molecular function: protein kinase activity; ATP binding. Bases 1 to 2595 code for a protein of 864 amino acids.
AUGCUCGCAGCAGCUAGUUCGCUGUUCUCUCGUUCGGCUAUCUAUGCAAAUUAUACUAUAUCUUCUGCAGCGUCGACGUCCGCUAGCUCUCAAUCAUCAUCUGCUACACAAGCCGGUCCAACCGUACCUCCGUUUCAAGUCGGACUCUGGAAGGUGACUGAGGCUACUCAUAAAGUAACGAAUAAGCGGGUCAGCGUAUGGGUGCACGACAAACGUGGAGCUGAAGUGGACAAGCUCCCUGCUGCCUCCAAAGAAAAUGUGUUGACCAUCUUGAAGGCCGAGGUUACGGCUUUGAGUCGCUUGAGGCAUCCUUCUGUUCUGGAGGUUGUUGAGCCUUUGGAGGAUGGAAGGUCGGAACUCGUCUUUGCCACAGAACCACUCCUUUCAACCCUUGCAAUUUCUAUACCUGGUUCUGGAUCAUCAUCACGAAAGCCACAGGUGGAACUAGACGAGGUAGAGAUACAAAAAGGGAUACUACAAGUCGCAAAAGGCCUCUCGUUUCUUCACACAUCCGCACGGCUUGUGCACUCUAAUCUCAACCCUUCUUCUGUCCUGAUCAAUUCAGCGGGCGAUUGGAAACUAUCUGGACUCGGCCUCACCAUCCCUCUGCUUUCACCUACGGGAGAUCCUACUCGAUGGGAUUUUCCUGCAUAUGAUAACAGAUUGCCCGAGUACAUCCAGCGAAACUAUGACUAUAUGGCCCCAGAAUACGCGGUUGACGAAUGCAUCGAGACUGGAUCGGAUAUGUAUUCACUAGGAUGUCUCGUAUACGCCGUACAUAUGAAAGGCAAAACCCCUUUUACAACCCAUGGGAGUAUGAACACCCUGCGAGAGAACGCUCGGAAGUUAGAGAAUGGGACCUUGAGUGCUUUGCCUUCGUUAGGUGGUUUGGAUGCUGACUUGCGAAGUCUUCUCAUGGUUCUCAUCACGCGCUCGUCGGGUUCUCGUCCCACCGCUUCCUCCGUCCCAAGUCAUGCUUUCUUCAAUGCAUUGCCCAUAUCUACACUUAAUUUCUUGGACCGGGCUACGUUUGCGGCGAAACCGCGCGAAGAGAAAGUAGCCUUCAUGAAGGGCCUUGCGAGUGUGCUGGGCAGUUUCUCAGAUGCUUUGAAGAGGCGGAAGAUUUUGCCUUCCUUGCUAGAAGAGAUGAAAGACCCGCUUCUAUUGCCUUCCAUUCUUCCCAAUGUCUUUACGAUUGCCGACAAGCUCACGCCGGCCGAGUUUGCGUCAACUGUAUUACCGGCACUCAAGCCUCUCUUUGUUGUGCGGGAUCCUCCUCAAAACGUUCUCGCUAUGCUGGAUAAUUUAUCCAUGAUACAAGGCAAAACCACACCAGCUGUAUUUAGAGCAGAUGUGCUACCACUGGUGUAUAAUGCGCUAGACUCUGAGCAUCCUCAUGUGCAAGAGCGUGCCCUUAAAACUGUGCCCGACUUGUGCGAGACUAUCGAUUAUGCUGAAGUCCAAGGCGUACUCUUCCCUCGGGUAGCUCUGGUAUUUACAAAAACCAGGAUUCUAUCCGUCAAAGUGAAUACGCUAGUAUGCUUUUUGGCCAUGGUAAAGACACUCGACCAGGCGAGUUUGACGCAAAAACUCGUUCCGUUAUUAUCCAAGAUACGAACUAAAGAGCCGUCUGUAAUGCUGGCAACCUUGGAUGUUCACGAGCGAAUGGGAAUGAAGGUAGACAGGGAAGCCGUUGCGACCCUUGUAUUGCCGCAGCUAUGGGCCAUGUCGGUUGGACCAUUGCUCAACAUUUCCCAAUUUCAGCGAUUCAUGGCGGUCAUCAAAUCGCUUUCUGAGCGGAUCGAGAAAGAACAUGCCCAACACUUAAGGGACUCACAACGAGUAGAAGACCGAUCGGCGAUUGCCCUCAACAAUUCAGCCAACACUCCAAUUGCCAGCGUCGAUUUCCAUAGUCUGGUCUCGGGUGGGCGUAGCCCAAGUACUGUACCUGGUACAAUCACGCCGAUCGCCAAUGGAUCAAACACACCGACUCCUGCCCCAACUACUGGUAAUGGUUGGGACGAUGACAUGUGGGACUCCAUGUUGAAUUCCGCGCCAUCGUCACCCCCUCCAGCAACGGUCUCGAAUCGGUCAUCUUUAUCUGUCCCUGCUUCGACUCAAUCACUACCCAUCACGCCCAGACCGAUCACAUCUGCUGCACGAGCCCUUGGAGCGAAACCCAUCACCUCUGCCAUCCUACCUCCGCCAAUUAGCAGCAUCAUCCCCCCUCCUUCCAGCUCGUUAUCAUCUCCUUUGUCUUCGACUUCAACGAAUAACAACAUGUUUAGCUCGCUACCCCCUCCGAUGACCCGUUCCGCGACCACUCAAGCAACACCAUCUGCUCCUAACUACAAUAUCACAUUAACACCCACACCUCCAAGGUCGAAUAAUACCGCAUUUACGCCUUUAACUCCAUCCGCCCCGAGUUAUAACGUCAAUACUUCCAACCCGAGUCCUAGUAUUGGAAUGGGAGUAAUGCAGCCUCAAAUGAGUAGCAGUAUACUGCAACCUACAAAUACCUCUUCGACCUGGACAAACCAGAACAUCAAAAAGAUGGGAGCAGACGCCUGGAGCGAUUUUGACCCCUUGGGAUAA